UGUGUCACCGUGGGGUCCCGAUCUGGAGGCGUGCAGCCCCGGGGCUAUGUAUGUAUGCAUGUGUGUGUGUGUGCCUCAAGCCUUCGUGUAGUCGGUGAAGAAUCGGCGUAACGGGUGUCAUAUACCAGCGAUGGAAAAGUCACAAGGGUUCAUCAUGUUUCUGCCAGGGAAUUUCUGUGUUUCCGUUGCACAAGGAAAUGCCCGAGAAGUGUGGGCGGCGUGGGAGACCAAGGGUGAGAAGGGGGGGCACUGCAUGGCGUGGGCUGCUCGUAUGUACAUCUGGCAGGUUGUACGGGCGCGGCACAGCCCAGCUGCUGCAACGGACCAGAUCGCCCCGAGGAUGCCACUGUCCUUUCUUGUGUUCUUUUUUUUCCCCCUCCGAUUCCCCUUCGGGAGCAGCGAGGGUUCCCGCGAGGAAAGCCGAUUGUCAUGUAACGGCGUGGCCCUAUUUCGGGAAUUUAUUUAUUUUCAUUUUUAAUUUGUUUUUGGCAAUCUCUCCCGUUCGUUUAGCAAUGUUCAAGUCCCUUCUUUCUUUCUUCCUUUCCUACUUGCGAUGCACAAUUUGGGGAGGUAUGUCAGAUUUCGUUAUGACGAAGGCCCCCAGGAAAGGCUGUUUCUUUAUACCGACGGCGAGCGAUUCGUCAGUAUGGUCACGAAACCUGGCCAGGCGGUGGCCCAACGGUGAACGAACGGGCGAAAGAGACCCUGGGCGGGAAAUCUGGUUUGACAUGUGAGAGGGAAGUUUGAACUCGGCCUCGACAGCUUUGGUAAUAUGACCUGAAGAGAAGAUGAGUUCGAGAAGCCGCGACGACGGGAAACCGCAUACAUACAUCAGCCCCGCGUCGAAGACAUCGGGUAUCUUGUCGCGAUAGGCAAGCCGAGGAACGGGAUACCUAUGCAGAACUAGUCGGAGGGGGAGAGGGGGUGUCGGUGGAGAAAGCGGCAAAGCGGG
This is a messenger RNA of Colletotrichum navitas, 952 nucleotides long. RefSeq lists its product as uncharacterized. NCBI's taxonomy places the organism in Eukaryota, Fungi, Ascomycota, Sordariomycetes, Glomerellales, Glomerellaceae. The record is from RefSeq and is a predicted model, not a curated record. The transcript is spliced from 2 exons. The coding region runs from base 198 to 734 and encodes 178 amino acids.